ACCCUUUUUGUUCCUGUUUCGCACCGUUUACCAAUUAUUUUCGUUUCAAUUGGGGAUAUGUACAUGAAUUUUGUUCAACCAAUCGAAAGCCACCGAUAAGGAUGUGUAUGUACAGGACGCGAUGCAACGAGUGUGCUGUCUUUGAAUGUGUGUACGGUUGCGUAUACAAUUCAAUUCUAGUCCGCGUAUUCGGUUUAAUUCUAACCUUGCAGAAUGCUGACAGGAAUUCGAAUUUAUUGGUAAAAUGUCAAAACGUUGGGGCAGCGACUAUGUGGUUACGGAGCACCGUGAUUUACAGGCUAAUACUAUGGCCGUGGAUGCAACGGGUAAUUAUGUGUUACUUGCUGGACGUAGAUGUUUCGCAGUGAAACAGCUUGAUGAAAGUACUGACAUAUUAAAAAAAUUUCAAAGACAGAGCAAAUAUGAAGUUGGCUCUGCAGAAUGGAAUCCGACAAGUAUAAAUUGUCAUCUAUGCGCUGUAUCGAGCAAUACACGUAUUGAAAUAUUAUCUCUCAUUGGAACUAAUAAUUAUGACCUCCAAACAACAAAUAGUCUAAAAGCACAUACAAGAGUUGUGAGUGAUUUAAACUGGCAUCCCAAAGAACCAGAUAUCAUUGCUUCUUGUAGCAUUGAUACAUUUAUACAUAUUUGGGACAUAAGAGAUCAAAGAAGACCUAGUUUAUCUUUGUCUGCAGUUGGUAAAUAUGGAAAUCUAAAAAUAUGAUAAAAUAGUUUACGAAUGCUUAUAAAAGAUAUAUAAUUAAAUAUGUUAUAGCUGGUAUCAUCUAACAAAAGUACAGCCUGACUUCACAAUAACUAUUCGCCUUAAUAAUGUAUAGGUUCUAUAAGAUAUUUAUAAACACUGAAGCUAUUUUAGAUACAUGGUUUAGAUUGGUGUCCAUUUCAACAAAAUCACUUGGCAACAUCUAGUCAAGAUUGUACAGUAAAAAUUUUUGAUAUCAGUAAUCCACGGAGAGCUGAAAGUAUUUUAACAACAAAUUCACCAGUAUGGAGGGCAAGAUAUACGCCAUUUGGAGAAGGACUUGUAACAAUAGUAGUACCACAAUUACGUCGAGGAGAAAAUAGUUUGUUAUUGUGGAAUACAACAAAUCUCAAUGCCCCUAUUUAUACUUUUGUAGGACAUACUGAUGUUGUUCUUGAAUUUCAAUGGAGACAUCAAAAAUUAGAAAAUAGUGAUUUUGAAUUAAUUACUUGGUCAAAGGAUCAAUGUUUAAGGAUAUAUAAAAUAGAUCCUUUCUUAAAGAAAUUAUGUGGGCAUGGUAUUGAUGAUGGUACAUCUAUUUAUACCCAAUAUUCAGAAGAUAAUAAUCUAAGAACGUUACAAUCCGUCCAACAACUACAACUUAAUGAUACUCAAACUGAUCGCGAAAUGAAUUGUAUAACAACGAAAGUAGAUGAACCUGUAUUGAAUUCCGAAACAGAUUCAUAUAUUGAAAAUAAUAAAGAAAUAUCAUCACCUACACAACCGAAGACCUUACAGCAAGAAUUUUCGUUAAUAAAUAUGAACAUACCAAAUAUAGAGGUCAAUACAAUGGAUGCUGUGGAACGUAGUUGUACUGUAACAGCGUCCAAUAAAAGUUAUAACGUAAUAUUAAAAGUAAAUUUCCCCGCGAAUUAUCCAUACAGUGCACAACCUACAUUCCAGUUCUGUUCUGGAACAACAAUCGACAAUACAACGGUGGCAAAGCUAUUGAAAGUUUUAAAACAAACUGCUCAACAACGUGUUAAAAAGAACAGAUCGUGUUUAGAACCAUGUCUUAGGCAAUUAAUUACAACAUUGGAGCAAACAUGUAAAAAAGAUGAGAAUGAAAGUAGUCACUUAGGAUAUGACAUUCAAGACAAUGCUAAUUUCUUAAGUUCCUCUAAUAUGUAUACAAACUAUCAAGACGCCUAUAUACCGUUUCCUAGAACAUCUGGCGCUAAGUUUUGUUGUGUAGGUAUACUCGUAUGUUUUGGUCGUGCUUCAUAUACGAGAAGAUCAUCUAUGAAACCAGAGUGUACAACACCCAGAGCACUUUCUGCAUUAGGAAACGGAAUAGGCAACGGGGAACAUUUUAUGCACAUGUAUCCAAAUUCUUAUGUACAAUCAAAUGAUAACAUUCCUAUAAGUUCCUUUUAUUUUCAAGAUCGAGAAAUGAAUCGCGGAUUACAUAAUACAAAUAGAAUGACUCAUAGGUCAUGUUGUAAAAAUUACCAUUUUAUGGUAAUGAUAUACGAUGCCUCUUCAUUGUUUUUCGUCAACAAAGAACUUGCUGAAAAAUAUGUUAUCAAUAUCACCGAUAUCCCAGCGAUGUGUCAAUAUAAUGCAAAUAUUGCUGCAUCAUUAGAACGUCCUGAUUUAGUUCAGGCAUGGUGUUUAGCUGCUCUUGUGAUAUCGCAACCAGUUUCGAAUAUUGGACAAAACUCUUGUCAAUCACCUGAUAUUGAUGCUCCAUGGCCUUUGCACCCUUUUGGUCAAAAUUUAAUUCAUUCCUUAAUACAGCAUUAUGCCAAUCAGUCAGAUAUUCAAAUGGCAGGUAUGCUGAGUUGUGCAUUUAGUUUUCGUUCGGAAAGUCCUGAUGUCAGUCAGACACGUCUAAGUAGCAAAUCCAUUAAUGUUAGUAGGCUUUCUACAGGAAAAUGGUGGUUAAAGCCUGGUGGUUCCCCGUAUCAUACGAUUCAUCUAGCCGAUACUACAUUAGAAGGAUGGAACUUUCAAAAUUUAAAGCAACAUCGAUCUAACUCAUGGUCCGAUUCGCUUGAUGAUUUAAAACUAAUUCAAGAUACAUUUGGAGAUUCUGUAAAAAAUAUUAGGUUACUCGAUGAAAAAUAUACUACUCUUUACGAUGGCUAUAAAAAAGCGUAUGCUGAAGUGCUACACAGGUGGCGAUUAUUAGAUGCACGUGCCCAAGUAUUAAAGCAUGUGAGUACAACUCCGUUGGACACACACAAAGGUGUCGAAUUUCAGAGUGAAUGUCAAUUAUGCGGUAAAGUUAGUAGAGGACCUCAAUGUAUAAAUUGCAAACGAUUAGCACUGGAAUGUGUAAUUUGUCACAUCUCCGUUCGAGGUCCAAGUAAUUUUUGUAUUUUUUGUGGACAUGGAGGACACACGCAACAUUUAGCAACAUGGUUUACCAGCAAAACAUUAUGCCCCACAGGCUGUGGAUGUUAUUGUCUACAAGAAAGUUCUGCUCUACUAAAAUUGUAAAUAAAUGAUAAGAGACAUUGUACAUAACCGUGAAGAUAUAUAAUGAAUGUUACAAGAAGAUAAUAAAUAUG
Molecule: messenger RNA, 3279 nt
Organism: Eufriesea mexicana
Lineage: Eukaryota; Metazoa; Arthropoda; Insecta; Hymenoptera; Apidae
Gene: Wdr59
Product: WD repeat domain 59
Exons: 19
Biological process (GO): cellular response to amino acid starvation; positive regulation of TORC1 signaling
Cellular component (GO): Seh1-associated complex; vacuolar membrane
Molecular function (GO): signaling adaptor activity; protein binding
Source: RefSeq, a predicted model, not a curated record